Messenger RNA from Lathyrus oleraceus (garden pea), 393 nucleotides. RefSeq names its product secreted RxLR effector protein 161-like. Bases 1 to 393 code for a protein of 130 amino acids. NCBI's taxonomy places the organism in Eukaryota, Viridiplantae, Streptophyta, Magnoliopsida, Fabales, Fabaceae. The transcript has a single exon. The record is from RefSeq and is a predicted model, not a curated record.
AUGGAGAAACCCCAAGAAUGUUAUCUCACUGCAGUUAAGAGGGUGUUGAGAUACAUAAAAGUUACAAUUAAUCAUGGUGUUAUGAUGCCCAAGCAGAAUAAGACCAACACAUAUGCAAAAGUAUAUGGCUACACUAAUUCAAAUUUCAGUGAAGAUCACGACGAAAAGAAGAGUAUUGCAGGCUACAUAUUCAUGAUCGAAGGCGCUCCAAGAUCAUGGAGCUCAAGGAAGCAAAUAGUUGUGGAUUUUUCAUCAUGUAAAUCUAAGUACAUGGCUACAUCAUAUGUAGCAUGUCAAGCAUCAUGGAUAGAGAUGUUGCUCGAAGAGCUCAAGAUAAUGAAACCUAAGAAAAUGAAGUUGUUUGUGGACAACAAGUCAGUUGUUAAACUAUGA